Penicillium egyptiacum is the source of this 2880-nucleotide messenger RNA. The record is from the annotation of a GenBank genome assembly. NCBI's taxonomy places the organism in Eukaryota, Fungi, Ascomycota, Eurotiomycetes, Eurotiales, Aspergillaceae.
AUGAGCUCUAUAUCAUUUGGUGACGAGAACUCAGGGUUCCAGGUGGGGGUCAACCACGGGCCGAUAUAUAUUCCAGCGGAGCAACCAGAACCCCGCCCAGAGCCUCUGUCAACCGUGCCUUUCCCGCAUGAUCCAGACUUCGUCAGCCGCGAUGGACUCCUUGAUCAAAUCCACGAAAAGACCUCGAUCCCGGGGUCUAGAAUAGUUCUCGUUGGUCUCGGCGGCGUUGGAAAAUCUCGACUCGCCAUCGAAUACUGCCACCGAGUCCGGCAGCAAUCGCUCGACACCUGGGUUUUCUGGGUUCAUGCGAGUAAUGCCGCGCGCUGCGAGGAAAGUCUCCGCAACCUUGCCGAUCGUGCUAAGAUCCCCGGGCGCCAGGACAGGAACGCUAAUAUAUUUCAACUCUUCGGGAACUGGUUGCAAGACGGGAAGAUUGGAAAAUGGAUUCUUGUGCUUGAUAAUGUCGAUGAUGACGAACUCCUUCGCAAACCGUUGGCUGCUUCAUUGGAGGCCCAAGCAAACACCAACAAGCGUGCCCCGAUACAGCCACCGCUGAGGUACCUUCUCGAAAGCUCGAAUGGCUCUAUCAUUAUCACGAGCCGGAAUAAAGGAGUAGCAUCGGAGAUCGUUGGCCAUAAGAACAAUAUGAUCGACGUGCGACCAAUGAGUACAGCCGAGGCGCUAGUUCUCAUGCGGAAGAAGCUUGAUGAAUGUACAGAGGGAGAGGAAUUGGUUCAGCUAGUGGAGGAACUUGAGUUUAUGCCACUCGCGAUUGUGCAAGCGGCUAGCUACAUCAACCACCGUUCACCCGGAUGCUCGGCAUUGCAAUACCUCGAAAAGCUUCGGCAGAGUGAUCGGCAAGCCACGAAACUUCUUAAUCACGAGGGGAGACACAUCCAUCGAGACUGGGAGGCGAAAAACUCUAUCGUACUAACUUGGCAAAUUUCGUUCGACCAUAUCCGACGAAUCAGACAGUCUGCGGCUGACUUGCUAUCUCUUAUGAGCUUUUUCGACCGACAGGGAAUCCCAGAGGAUCUAUUACGAGUGCAAGGCAUUAGGGGAAAAUACAAAAAUUUAAGUUCUCCGGAGGAAAGUGUGGGCAGCUCUAAUGAAGAGGACGCGGACAGCUCGUCUGAAUGCGACCUAAAUGACGAUUUCGAGAGUGACAUUGCGACCCUUAGGGACUACUCUUUUAUUGCUACCAGUGAAACUAGCAUGGUGUUCACGAUGCAUCGGCUAGUGCAGCUCACGGUACGCACGUGGUUAAAAGCAUAUAGCCUGGAGGAGGAGUGGAAGGAUCGAUCUAUUGACAAACUAUACGCUGAAUUCCCGACCGGUGAAUAUGAAAAUUGGGAGAGGUGCCAAUCACUUUUUCCCCAUAUUAGAUCAGCGGUGUCACAUCGACCAAAAUCGCAAGACUCUCUACGGAGCUGGGCAGCUAUACUUUACAGGGGGGCAUGGUAUGCAAGACAAUGUGGCAAUAUCUCGGAUUUACGGGAGAUGGCAUAUGCGUCGAGAAAAGAGAGGAUGAAGAUCGACGGCGCUGAAAAUAAAGACACUCUUGCUAGCACUGCAAUGUUAGCAGUAGCAUACCGGCUAGAGGGACAGUGGGAAGAGGCGGAGCAGCUCCAGGUUCAGGUCCUAGAGACUUGCAAGACGAAGCUCGGCUCGGGUCAUCCUGACACGCUGACGAGCAUGGCCAACCUGGCGUCGACAUUCUGGGAUCAGGGUCGAUGGGAGGAGGCGGAACAGCUUCAAGUGCAGGUCGUGGAGUGUCGCAAGACGAAUCUCGGCUCGGACCAUCCUGACACCCAGACGAGCAUGAACAAUCUCGCGUCGACGUACUGGUACCAGAGUCGAUGGGAAGAGGCGGAGCAGCUCCAGGUGCAGGUCAUAGAGAUAAGCAAGACGAAGCUCGGCCCGGACCAUCCUGACACGCUGACGAGUAUGGCCAACCUAGCGUCAACAUAUAGCAAACAGGGCCGACGGAAGGAGGCGGAGCAGCUCGAGGUGCAGGUCUUGGAGACGAGCAAGACGAAACUCGGCCCGGACCAUUUCUCUACGCUGACGAGUAUGGCCAACCUAGCGUCAACAUAUAGGAAACAGGGUCGAUGGCAGGAGGCCGAGCAGCUCGAGGUGCAGGUUAUAGAGACUUGCGAGACGAAGCUCGGCAAAGACCAUCCUAUCGCGCUGACGACUAUGGGAAAUCUAGCGUCGACGUACUGGAACCAGGGCCGAUUGAAGGAGGCGGAGCAGCUCCAGGUUCAGGUCAUGGAGACUCGCAAGACGAAGUUCGGCCCGGGUCAUCCCUCUACGCUGACGAGCAUAGACAACCUAGCGUUGAUGUUAUGUAAUGAGGGCCGAUGGGAAGAGGCGGAGCAGCUUGACGUGCAGGUUUUGGAGACUCGCAAGACGGAACUCGGCGCGGACCAUCCCGACACGCUGACGAGCAUGGCCAACCUGGCGUCAACGUAUAGGGACCAGGGCCGAUGGGAACAGGCGGAGCAGCUCGAGGUGCAGGUUUUGGAGACUCGCAAGACGAAACUCGGCGCGGACCAUCCCGACACGCUGACGAGUAUGGCCAACCUGGCGUCGACGUUAUGGAACCAGGGCCGAUGGGAAGAGGCGCAGCAGCUCGAGGUGCAGGUCAUGGAGACUCGCAAGACGAAACUCGGCGCGGACCAUCCCGACACGCUGACGAGCAUGGCCAACCUAGCUUUCACGUGGGAAUCUGCAGGCCAGCAUGCGAAAGCAAUUUAUUUGCUUCGAACCUGCGUGGUCAAGCAACAACGAGUUUUAGGCUCAGCUCAUCCUGAUACUGUGUCGAAUGACAAUACGCUGCUGGAAUGGGAAACUGCGCAUCUUACUAUGAAAGCAUGA